Molecule: messenger RNA, 1848 nt
Organism: Penicillium longicatenatum
Lineage: Eukaryota; Fungi; Ascomycota; Eurotiomycetes; Eurotiales; Aspergillaceae
Exons: 6
Coding region: 1-1848 (615 amino acids)
Source: RefSeq, a predicted model, not a curated record
AUGGCAUUUCACCUCUCUACCCACGGGUCCUCCCUAGCAGACCUGCCGAAAUCCAACGUAUUUACAUCCAAAUUGCCUGCAGAUCCGGCCUUUGAGACCCCAGAAUCCUCACACAAUGCGCCCCGGGAAACAUUAGGACCUCGUAUGGUGAAAGGCGCUUUGUUCACCUAUGUCCGCCCGGAACCCACCGAGGGGCCAGAACUCCUGGGCGUGAGUCCCAAGGCAAUGGAGGAUCUAGGAUUAAAGACCGGUGAGGAGAAGACUGCACAGUUUCAGGCGUUGGUUGCGGGUAAUGAAAUCUGGUGGGAUGAGGAAAAGGGGGGCAUCUAUCCAUGGGCCCAAUGCUACGGCGGUUGGCAAUUUGGUUCCUGGGCUGGUCAGCUUGGAGAUGGACGGGCCAUCAGUCUUUUUGAAUGUACCAAUCCACAGUCAGGUACUCGAUAUGAAUUGCAGCUGAAAGGCGCGGGGAAGACGCCGUAUUCACGGUUUGCCGAUGGAAAGGCAGUUCUUCGAUCGAGUAUUCGUGAAUAUAUCGUCUCAGAAGCUCUCAAUGCCCUUGGCGUUCCUACCACCCGUGCUCUGUCUCUGACUCUGCUACCCAAGUCAAAGGUUCUGCGGGAGCGCCAAGAGCCCGGUGCGAUUGUGGCUCGGUUUGCCGAAUCUUGGCUACGCAUAGGAACCUUUGAUAUUCUAAGGGCUCGUGGCGAUCGCGACUUGAUCCGAAAACUUGCCACCUACGUCGCAGAGGAUGUCUUUGGCGGAUGGGAUAAUCUUCCCGCGAUCGUAUCCGUACGAGAAGGCCAGUCGGCCUCAGAAAUCGAUAAUCCUCGACGACAGGUACCCCGGGAUGUAGUGCAGGAGCAUCAGGGGUCCGAGGAGAACCGGUUUGCUCGCCUCUAUCGCGAAAUCACUCGACGCAACGCAAAGACCGUUGCCGCGUGGCAGGCUUAUGGGUUUAUGAACGGUGUGCUCAACACUGAUAACACCUCCAUUUACGGCCUGUCCCUUGAUUAUGGUCCCUUUGCAUUCAUGGAUAACUUUGACCCUCAGUACACCCCCAAUCAUGACGAUGCCAUGUUAAGGUACUCUUACAAAAACCAACCUAGCAUCAUCUGGUGGAACUUGGUUCGACUGGGUGAAUCCCUAGGGGAACUGCUGGGUGCCGGGAAGAAAGUGGAUGACGAGAGUUUUGUCAAAGACGGCGUCACCGAGGAGAUGGAACCGGAGCUUAUCAAGCGUGCGGAAACCAUCAUCGACCGUACUGGCGAGGAGUUCAAGGCAGUCUUUUUGAACGAGUACAAGCGCCUCAUGGCUCAGAGACUUGGACUGCAGACACAACAAGAAUCCGACUUUCAAACCCUCUUCUCCGAGAUGCUCGAUACACUAGAAGCCCUGGAGCUGGAUUUCAAUCACUUUUUCCGCCGUCUCUCGGGGCUGAGUCUCUCCGAACUGGAGACCGAAGACCAGCGGACCGAAGCCGCAGCCCUCUUCUUCCAUGCAGAAGGCUUCGGAGGCAUUGGUUAUACUGAUGCAUCGGCCAAAGAUCGUAUUGCCAAAUGGCUAGACAAUUGGCGAGCCCGCGUGCUCGAGGACUGGGGAGAUCAAGAUGCUGAACGACAAAAGGCCAUGAAGGCAGUCAAUCCAAAGUUCAUCCCGCGGGGAUGGAUUUUGGAUGAAAUUAUUGAGCGUGUGGAGCGCAAGGGAGACCGAGAGAUACUAGGACGGGUCAUGCAGAUGAGUCUGAACCCAUUCAAUGAUGAGUGGGGUCUUCUAAAGGAGGAAGAGGAGCGCUUCUGUGGCGAUGUGCCCAAAUACAAGAGGGCAAUGAUGUGUAGUUGUAGUUCAUGA